AUGGGAAACGCAGAAAGCGGCGUUGCCGGAGCCAGCGGGGACGAGGAAGAUGUCGAAGCCGAAAGCCCAGGGUUCGCGGAAGACAGCCCGGCCUCUGCGGCUACUGGUGUCGGGGCUGGGACUGCUGGAGGCUCCGGUUCCGGGAAAAGCGGUAGACCGACGAUCAACAACCCACCGUCCACUAACGGACCACCGACUCCCGGAGUCCUGUUAGAACAAGUUAAAUUGAGAGAAGCGGCGGCCCGGAUCAGUGACUCAGGACUCGCUAUUCCAGAGUCGGUUCUGGCCGGGAACGAAAUAGCUUUAAUGCGAUGGUUGGAGGACCGAUUGAGCCGAGGAGAAGAGUCAGUAAAUGUGGAACAGUUUUGUGAGAUGUUAGAGAUCAGGAAUGCACCACGAGAUGAGUGUGAGGAGGCCUUUGGUCAGUUUGAUACAGAGGGGGAUGGGGUGGUGGAUGUGGAGAGUAUGUUGUCUGCUCUGAAGAACUCAAACGGAGCCAAUCUUCAGGGAGAGCUGAGUCACGUCAUAAGACAUCUGCAGGCGUGCUCCCUAACCCCAGGUUUCGUGGACAUAUUCUCUAAGUAUAAAGAUGAGUUGGGGGCGCAUGCUUCCAAAAUCCUCAAGUUCCUGCACAGGAACCGUAUUCCCAGCAGUGCCAUCCCGUUCCCACUGCUAGAGGGCUACAACAGCAUCUGUACCAUGAGGUCCACCUUGGUCCAGAACUUCCUGGAAUUCCUCCUGCAGAAAGAGAAAGACCUUGACAUCCAGUACAGAGCAGAGCUGAUCCGGGACCCUGACGUGGACAAGGUCAAGGUGGUCACGCAGUGCUUCAGCUUCAUCGAAGCCUCCUCCAACGCCACGGACAUCCACAGGAUGACGGACGGCGAGACAGGCUCCUUCUGGCAGUCGGACGGCAGCGCACGCUCCCACUGGAUUAGGUUGAAAAUGAAGCCAGACGUGGUGCUGAGACGCCUGGCCAUCGCCGUGGCCUCCAACGACCACAGCUACAUGCCCCAGCUGGUGUCGGUGGCCGUGGGCAAGAACCGGCGCUCGCUCCAGGAGAUCCGGGACAUCCGCGUCCCCAGCAACGUGACGGGCUACGUGGCACUACUGGAGAACGCCAACAUCACGCACCCCUACAUUCAAAUCAACAUCAAACGUUGCCUUAGCGACGGAUGCGACACGCGGAUCCACGGGCUGAAGACGCUGGGCUACCAGAUUACCAAGAGCAAAGAGGUGUCGGUCUCAGACGCGUCGGCUAUCUGGUACCUGUCCCUCCUAACCUCCCUGGUCACCGCCUCCAUGGAAACUAACCCGGUUCUGGCCCAGACUGUUCUCCAGAGUACACAAAAAGCCUUAAGGCACAUGCCGCCUCUGUCCCUGACCCCCUCGUCCACAGAGUUCCCCAAGUUCUUCUCGGCCAACAUCCUGGAGGAGGUGGACGGCUUCCUGCUCAGGAUAGCAGACUGUUGCGUGAGCCCAGAGGCGGAGCUCACCCUGCUGGCCUUCGCCCUGGCCCGGGGCAGCGUGGCCAAGGUGCUCCAGGCGCUGUCGGGCAUCAGCGAGCACCUGGAGACGGAGUACCGGGCCUCCAGCCUCAUCUCCUCCAUGGCCUCCGUCAGGAUGAGGCUGCUCUACCGCAAUGGAAAACCCCUCCAGCUGCACCUGCAGGCCUGCGACGUGAAGAGUAAAGAGGAGAAGUCGGGACCAGAGAACAUGCUGGCGGAGCCCACCACCGGUGACGUAUCUUCCACAGGGUUCCUGACGGAAAGUGGCAAGAAGCGAGCCAGCAUCAUCCUGUCCACGGAGGACCAGAGCAACUUCCAGGUCACCCAGAUGAAGGUCAAGGUCCGGAAGGGAGCCACUGGUGCAAAGUGUGGCCUGGUGUUUGCCUACAAGGAGGCGAACCCCUUCGAUGCGGAGAAGCACUUUGACAGGUUCAAAAAGUUUGACUCGUGGGACUACGACGACUACAAGGAUUUUUUGUUUUUUGCUCAAGACAAUGUGAAGCUUGCGACGCAGUCCGAGGACGAGCCCAUCGGCUGGUUCGAGCUGGAGGAAGACUGGAACGACGUGGAGAUCAAACUGCAGCAGUGUCGCAUCGCAAAGUUCCUGAUGGUGAAGUUCCUGUGCACGCGGCAGACGUCGGCCGAGCGGCUGGGGGUCCAGUCGCUGGGUUUCCACGGUUACCUGGUCGUGGGAGCGGAGAGGCUGGGGGACACAGAGGAGCUCCUCCCCGAGGGGGGGGAGGGGCCGGAGGACCUGGCCACCACGGGCCAGAUGCUGCUCAACAAGACCCUGUUCUUCAUCCAGCAGCUGACCCGAGACAUGGAUGUCUGUCAGUUCAAGCAGAAGUUCCUCCUUGACUUCAUUGGCCUCAGCCUCUCCCUGUUCUGGAGCCUCUACAGUAAACUGAUGCAAAUCGAGGGAGAGGAGGUGAUGAAGAGCAGAGUGCUGCUGCUCCAGCUGCUCCAGAACUGCUUCCCCAUGCUGCAGAGGGGAGCGUCCGAGGGCCACUGCCCUGACAAGGGAGGGGGUCCCGAGGAGGAGGACAAGAAGGAUGAGGAGAAGGCAGCCGAGGCGGGCUGUUCGUCUUCCUCCGGAGCCAACGCGGACCCCCCUCACGGAGCCGUGCUGGAGCUCUACACCCACCUCUGCCAGGUCGUGGACAGGCCUGAGACCGAUGCUCUGGUGGAGAAGGCACUACGGAGGGAGGCGGUCAAGGCCCUGCUAAGUGGAGCGGCCAUCUUCUUCCCAGACAAACACAGCAGGAGAGACAAGCUGUUCCACAUGAUGAAGAACAUCACAGAGGAGGAUCAGCCAGAGUCUGUGAAGGUGACCUUCGAGUCUCUUUGUAAUUAUUUCAGUGACCAGGAUCCCAGUGGUCUGCUGCUUCUCCCUCCCAAGGAGGUGUCCACGGACUUCGACAUCAGCCCCAUCCUGUCUGUCAUGGAGACCCUACUGCUGGUAGCCACCAGGGAGUGCGAGGUGAUGAUGGGGGCUGUGAGCGGAGGCCCCAGCCGGACGGUGCUCCUCUCCCUGUUCUGGGCCCUGCAGGGCAGCCUGCUGUCCUGGUGCUACCUGCAGCUCAAGGCCGACACCACCGGCAUGGGCGCCCAGCUGGCCCGGGACAUCGUGGUCAAAUGUAAGACGUCUUGGCCUUGUCCACGCAGAGGUUAGGCUGAGGGCUAAAGCCUGGCCAGGGAGUUGGGUUUAGAACGCAUGCUGACGUUAUGAGCCGGCUCGUUGGGAAGCUGCAGAAGGGACACAGAAGGGUUUUGGUUAUUAAGCACAAAGUAUUCAGUGGG
Molecule: messenger RNA, 3308 nt
Organism: Gadus macrocephalus (Pacific cod)
Lineage: Eukaryota; Metazoa; Chordata; Actinopteri; Gadiformes; Gadidae
Gene: zzef1
Product: zinc finger, ZZ-type with EF hand domain 1
Exons: 19
Coding region: 1-3180 (1059 amino acids)
Biological process (GO): protein ubiquitination; regulation of synaptic plasticity
Cellular component (GO): postsynapse
Molecular function (GO): ubiquitin-like protein ligase activity; calcium ion binding
Source: RefSeq, a predicted model, not a curated record